AUGAGUAUCACUGAGAAACUUACCAAGGAUGAGCAUGGGAAAGACAUAGACCCCAUCCUGUAUAGAAGUAUGAUCGGCAGUCUGCUUUACCUCACAGGAAGCCGACCAGACAUCUGUUUCAGCGUUGGAGUUUGUGCUCGGUAUCAAGCUUCACCAAAGGAGUCUCACCUGACAGCAGUUAAACGCAUUAUUAGGUAUAUCAGUGGCACAGUAGAGUUCGGCAUUUGGUAUUCUCAUGACUCAAAUACACACUUGGCUGGUUAUAGUGAUGUUGAUUGUUCUGGAAAUGUAGAUGAUCGGAAAAGCACCUCAGGAGGUUGUUUUUAUCUGGGAAACAAUCUUGUUACCUGGCAUCAGUUUGACAGGAGCAGAAUCGAGGAGGUUGUGUCAAAUAAUGCCAAAGGAGGAGAUUGUUAA
This is a messenger RNA of Dioscorea cayenensis subsp. rotundata (Guinea yam), 417 nucleotides long. Its product is annotated as secreted RxLR effector protein 161-like. Bases 1 to 417 code for a protein of 138 amino acids. The record is from RefSeq and is a predicted model, not a curated record. NCBI's taxonomy places the organism in Eukaryota, Viridiplantae, Streptophyta, Magnoliopsida, Dioscoreales, Dioscoreaceae. The transcript is spliced from 2 exons.